This is a messenger RNA of Ambispora gerdemannii, 164 nucleotides long. NCBI's taxonomy places the organism in Eukaryota, Fungi, Glomeromycota, Glomeromycetes, Archaeosporales, Ambisporaceae. The record is from the annotation of a GenBank genome assembly.
ACGACAACAAUGGAGGUGACAGUGAAAAUGAUAACAAUAGCGACGACAUUAGCGACAGCAACGAAACUAUGAGAAACAAUAUAAAAAUUAAAAAGCAAGAAGAAGACACACUAUCCCAACUCUCUCUCGCUCUCAGCGAUGAGAGAAAUGACCGACGCUGGUGA